AGGAGCGCCGAGUGGGGAGUUUAGGAGUUUGGUAACCUGCGGCAGGCUUUCCUACGAGGAAAAGGUGCCUCAAAUUCAACAGGGACUCAAAAUAAAAUUACACCAGAUCCAGAAUCUAGGACCCAGGGUGCUACCCUCUGCGAGUGUGUAGUCACAUCUGCGCGAGGUCUUAGGACGUGUGGAAGCCGAGUUCUGAUUGGACGGUGCCGUAAUGGGCUGGGGACUGCUAUUCGAAUGUUACUCCGUUCCCGUCUGCCUAGCAGCAUGAGGCAUCGCACCCUAACCUCCAGCCCGGCCCUCUGGGCCUCUAUCCCGUGUCCACGCUCUGAGCUGCGUCUGGACCUGGUUUUAGCUUCUGGACAGUCCUUCCGGUGGAAGGAGCAAAGCCCGGCUCACUGGAGUGGCGUGCUGGCAGAUCAAGUAUGGACACUGACUCAGACCGAGGAUCAGCUGUAUUGCACCGUGUACCGGGGAGACAACGGCCAGGUCAGCAGGCCCACCCUAGAGGAGCUGGAAGCCCUACACAAGUACUUUCAGCUAGAUGUCAGCCUGGCUCAGCUAUAUAGUCAUUGGGCUUCUGUAGACUCCCACUUCCAAAGAGUGGCCCAGGAAUUCCAAGGUGUGAGACUACUGAGACAAGACCCCACUGAAUGCCUUUUCUCUUUCAUCUGUUCCUCCAACAACAACAUUGCUCGCAUCACUGGCAUGGUGGAACGGCUAUGCCAGGCCUUUGGACCUCGGCUCAUUCAGCUUGAUGAUGUCACUUAUCAUGGCUUCCCAGACCUUCAUGCCCUGGCUGGUCCAGAAGUAGAGACUCACCUCAGAAAGUUGGGCCUGGGGUACCGUGCCCGCUAUGUAUGUGCCAGCGCCAAAGCCAUCCUCGAAGAGCAAGGUGGACCGGCUUGGUUGCAGCAGCUUCGAGUGGCCCCUUAUGAAGAGGCUCAUAAGGCCCUCUGCACCCUGCCUGGGGUGGGCACCAAGGUGGCUGACUGCAUCUGCUUAAUGGCUCUUGACAAACCCCAGGCUGUGCCUGUGGAUGUCCACGUGUGGCAGAUUGCCCAUCGUGACUACAGCUGGCAUCCUAAGACAUCACAGGCUAAGGGCCCGAGCCCUCUGGCCAACAAGGAACUGGGUGAGGAGAAUGUGAUGCUGGGGCAUUGGGCUGAGGGGACUUUUUCCGGAAUCUGUGGGGACCUUAUGCUGGCUGGGCCCAAGCAGUGCUGUUCAGUGCUGACCUUCAACCAAAGCUGCCUCGGGAGCCACCAGCAAAGCGGAAAAAGGGAUCUAAGAGGCCAGAGGGCUAGGUUCACUGAGGACUGAGGUGUUCGUGCUGAAUGACAGUAAUGAGGAGAGGAAAGCUCACGUCCUGUGAGAGGAGACAAGGAAAAGAAGAGCCUUCCCAAAUCAAAUGCUGACCUCCUCCUCCUUUUAGAUCCCCCUCCUCCUUAUCCUCCAACUCUUUACCCCAUGGUGGCCCUAGUUCACCUCCGGGGGCCCAGGGGGCUAUGGCACCGGCUGGGCCCUUGGCACCCCUGGCAGAAGGGGGCCAGGAAGGUCUGGCUGCCAGGAUGUGGAAUAGGGGGACCCCGAGACCACUGUCUUGCCUCUGUGGGCCUAUGGACCCCAAGAUGCUCAGGACCGCCAAGCUCUCCAAUACUGGCCCUUUUCGUCAGCAGACCUUUAUAACUGGAAGAUAUAUAACCCUUCUUUUUCUGAAAAUCCCCAGGCUCUGACAGACCUGAUUGAUUCUCUCCUCUUUUCAUAUCAGCCCACUUGGGAUGAUUGUCAGCAGCUCUUACAGACACUUCUCACUACUGAAGAAAGACAGCGUGUCCUACUGGAGGCCAGGAAGAACAUCCCUGGAAGAGAUGGGAGGCCCACCCUCCUAUAGAAUGAAAUAGAUGCAGGGUUCCCGCUGACCAGACCAGACUGGGACUUCAACACGCCUGAAGGUAGCACUUGAAGGUCUACUGCCAGGCUCUAAUGGCAGGUCUCCAAGGGGCUGCACGGUGCCCUACUAAUUUGGCAAAGGUAAAAGAGAUGGUCCAGGGGCCUAUCGAGCCUCCUUCAGCCUUUAUAGAACAGCUGGUGGAAGCUUCCCGCUGGUUCACACCCUAUGACUCUACGUCUGAUGAGCAUAAAGCAACAGUGACAGUAGCCUUUAUUGAUCAAUCUGCCAGUGAUAUUAAGAAAAAGCUAUCGAACAGUGGUGGCGCA
This is a messenger RNA of Arvicanthis niloticus (Nile rat), 2217 nucleotides long. It is a transcript of the gene Ogg1, whose product is annotated as 8-oxoguanine DNA glycosylase. The record is from RefSeq and is a predicted model, not a curated record. Gene Ontology annotation, molecular function: damaged DNA binding; 8-oxo-7,8-dihydroguanine DNA N-glycosylase activity. Gene Ontology annotation, biological process: base-excision repair; nucleotide-excision repair; base-excision repair, AP site formation. Lineage: Eukaryota; Metazoa; Chordata; Mammalia; Rodentia; Muridae. Gene Ontology annotation, cellular component: nucleus.